AUGGACUUCUUGAAGUCCGCCGUGGCUUCGGCCAUGGCCUCUGGCCCUCCUUUCCCAUAUACCUACGGCGACAAGGUCGACAUCGACGAGUCUAUCUGGACCCUGCACAAUGGAACCAAGAGGGAUGAUGGCUCCAACUGCAGUAUCUUUUCUUUCGACAUUCCUGCCAACAAGUCCCUCUUACCGCUGGCGAAAAACGCGCUCAAGAAAUUACGAACCCUCCGUCACCCCGGCGUACUCAAGGUCCACGAUACCGUCGAGACCGAAACGAAACUAUUGAUCGCGACCGAGCGCGUUGUUCCCUUGCGAUGGCAUAUACGAAGAAAGAGCUUAAGUCCCGAGACCAUCAAAUGGGGUUUGCACGGGAUUGCGCGCACGAUAAAGUUCAUAAAUGGCGAUGCGUCAUCUAUACACGGCAGCCUCAAAGUUGGGUCCAUCUACACCUCAGAGAGCGGAGAGUGGAAGCUGGGUGGAUUCGAGGUGCUGAGUAGUAUUAAAGACGACGAGUCUGUCAUAUAUACUUAUGGCUCGUUGGUCCCCGAUUCUCCCCGGUAUUCUCCUCCAGAAGUCGCACAAAAUGGAUGGGAGGUUAUCAAGAAGCAUCCACAGACGGCUGUCGAUGCUUUUGAUUUUGGAAUUUUGGUAUUCGAGGUCUUUAAUGGAGAAUAUCACGGUACAGACCAGGCUGGGCAGACCAAAAAUGUCCCCCCUUCCAUGCAGUCAAGCUACAGGCGACUGUGCAAUAACAAUCCGAAGGCUCGCAUCAGUGUCGGAAACUUCCUGGAUCAGGGUGUUCGGACCGGUUCUUUCUUUGACAAUUCCCUGAUUAAGUUGACAGAAGGAAUCGAUAACCUGGGUGUGAAAACACCAGAAGAGCGCGAAGAAUUUCUUAGUGAUCUGGAUCAGCUUAGCGACGACUUUCCUGAAGACUUCUUCAAGCUCAAAGUAUUACCGGAGCUGAUCAAGUCAGUUGAAUAUGGUGGCGGCGGGCCAAAGGCUCUCAAUGUCAUCUUCAAGAUUGCUACCAAAAUGUCUAACGAGGAUUUUGAGAGCAAAAUCACCCCCUUUGUUGUUCGAGCGUUUUCGAAUCCUGACCGCGCCCUUCGAGUUUGUCUGCUGGAUAACCUGCAUUUAAUGAUUGAUCGGAUACCGCAGAAGAUUGUCAAUGACAAAAUAUUCCCCCAGCUGGUCACUGGGUUUACGGAUGUCGCACCAGUUGUCCGUGAACAGACGCUCAAGUCUGUUCUUGUGAUUGUCCCUAAGCUUUCGGAUAGAACAAUCAAUGGUGAUUUGUUGAAGCAGCUUGCCAAGACUGCAAAUGACGAGCAACCUGGAAUCCGCACAAACACGACCAUUUGCCUGGGAAAGAUCUCUAAGCACCUAGGCACAUCCACAAGAUCUAAGGUGUUAACCGCGGCGUUCAGUCGCUCAUUGAGGGACCCAUUUGUGCCUGCGAGGAACGCCGCCCUCAUGGCACUUGGAGCGACGGUUGAGCAUUUUAGCGAUGAGGACUGCGCAGGAAAGAUUCUCCCUGUCGUGUGCCCUCUACUCAUGGACAAGGACAAGCUUGUUCGGGACUCUGCCAAUCGUACAGUCGAUACGUAUCUUGUCAGAAUCCGCAAGGCAGCUUCGGAAAUUCCGGACACCACGACCAUGGCACCUCAACCUUCGAUUAGCGGUAUCGCAUCGCCGAACGUGACCCAGGGAGAAGUUGCUGGCUGGACAGGAUGGGCCAUUUCAUCAUUCACAAACAAGCUGUCUGCGUCGGCCGGCACCAUGCAAGCUACAAACGGAAACCUAGUCUCUCCACAGCCCUCACCGGCACUGGAUCCACGCAAGUCGGGAGGUGCAAACACCCCUCUAACAGCUUCCCGUGUCACCUCACCCAAUCCUGCAACCGUAGCACGAGCUUUCUUCCCGCCUGAGGAGCCACAGGAUGAUGCGGGUGAUGGCUGGGGCGACAUGGCCGACGAUGACAAUGACGGUUUCUCCGAGAAGCCGUCCUCAUCUGCUGGCCAGAAGAACUCCACACCAACAGUUGCCGCCGCGCCAUUUGAUGACGGCGGUGAGCCUGACUUUGCUAGCUGGCUAGAACAGCGAGCAAAAGGCCCAGCAAAAUCAAAGCCCCUCCCGAAAGGCCUCGCAAAGUCAACAACAGCUGCGGGAGCAAAGAAGACGGUGACGAAACCAGUUUCAAAACCGGCCGCUAAGCCCCUAGCUGCAAAGAAGAUCAAUAUGGCGCCAAAGGCAUCUGCCGACGACGACGAGGGCUGGGGAGACGCGAAACCGCGAAACGGCGCCAUCAAGAUGUCGACCAAGGCCGCGGCCACCAAGGUCGCCCACUCGAAGAAGCAGGCCUCCAAGAUCACCAAGCCCAAGCAGCGCAGCAAGGGCAACCCCGACAAGGUCCACCGCAAGUUCACGUCCGGCAUGACGGCGCGCACCGAGGCGCUGCUGGGCGAGCGUGCCGGCCACCUCGAGCUGAUCGGCCAGGGGAAGAAGGGCAAGAAGGUGGCGAAGGCGGGCGGAUCUAAGAGAUUUGGUUAG
Messenger RNA from Clonostachys byssicola, 2547 nucleotides. The record is from the annotation of a GenBank genome assembly. NCBI's taxonomy places the organism in Eukaryota, Fungi, Ascomycota, Sordariomycetes, Hypocreales, Bionectriaceae.